GCCUUGCUGGAGCCACUGAGUGUCGCAUUCACCGCAGUGGCUCGUUCGGGGGUCAAGAUUGGAGAUCCGGUGUUGAUUUGUGGCGCAGGGUUGAUUGGGUUGGUGGUGCUGCAAUGCUGCCGCGCUGCCGGGGCUUAUCCCAUUGUGAUUAGCGAUGUCAGCCCGGCGCGUCUGCAGUUUGCACAACAAUACGUGCCUGCUGCUCAAACACUGCAGGUUCGGCCGGAGGAGACGGACAAGGAAUUUGCAGCUCGGGUGGUGCAGCUGAUAGGUGGGGAGGAUCGCGAGCCCGUGGUCACCCUAGAAUGCACGGGAGUCGAAAGUUGCAUCGCUCAUGCUAUUCAGAGUGUCAAGUUUGGGGGCAAGCUGUUUGUGGUUGGCUUGGGCAAGGAUAAGCUUGAGUUUCCAUUCAUGCGACUGAGCGAGCGCGAGAUCGACCUGCAGUUCCAGCAGCGCUAUGUCAACAUGUGGCCCCGCGCCAUCCGGGUGAUGUCCAGCGGAAUGAUUGAUUUGGAUGCGAUGGUCACGCAUGUCUAUGCCUUUGAAGACGCUUCCAAGGUGUUUCAGACGGCGUCGGAUCCGAGUAGUGGCUCAAUCAAGGUGCUGAUU
This is a messenger RNA of Aspergillus eucalypticola CBS 122712, 609 nucleotides long. Its product is annotated as NAD(P)-binding protein. Gene Ontology annotation, biological process: D-sorbitol catabolic process. NCBI's taxonomy places the organism in Eukaryota, Fungi, Ascomycota, Eurotiomycetes, Eurotiales, Aspergillaceae. The transcript has a single exon. Gene Ontology annotation, molecular function: L-iditol 2-dehydrogenase (NAD+) activity. The annotation marks the transcript as partial. The record is from RefSeq and is a predicted model, not a curated record.